UAAAUCCCGUCGGUCCUCCGCAGCCUCCCCAGCUCCGGAAUUUCUCUGCCAUCAACUCUCCCUUACCUCGCUACUUUUCCUCUCAAUCUGCCAUUGUGUUCUUCGUCUUCGAUUUUUGAGUAUCUGGUAAUUAUUAAUUGGAGCGUUUUUCUUCAGAUUUAUGUGUUAUUCUUGGUUCCCAAAGCUGCAAUUUUUAUUUUCUGGCUGCGGCGGGGAUUCAAGCGGGAGCUUCGCCGGUGACGGGUCAGAUUCCGUAGGAUUUAGGCGGCGAAAGUUGGAGGAUUGUGGUUUUUGGGAGGUGGACUGGCUUGUUUGUUUUGGUUGCUCCUUUUGGAUUUGAUUCGCGGAUUUGGGAAUUAGGGUUUGGUGGCGUUGUCAACAUGCCGAGGAGUUCUCGCCACAAAUCGCACCGGUCUCAUAAGCAUAAUAGCCGGGAUGCGACGGAGCGUUCCGAAUCUGAGGAUGAUGGGAGUUCGAGGAAUCGUAAGUUGAGAUUGGUGGAAGCUGGCCCUGGUUCUGGGGCUAGGGUUUCGAGGAAUGUGGAGGCGGAGAAGAGGAAGGCUUCUUCUUCGCCACAGGCGUUUAUAAAGAAGGACAAGGGUAGCUCUGAAAAUGGAGAUUUCUCAUCAGGCAGGAAAAGGAAAGAGAGAGAGGAGGACUCUGCUACACCUGAUAGGUGGAAUGGCAGCGGCAAGGAUAAUGGGUUGCCCGAGAAGGUUUCUAAAGAGGAGACUCUUGGGCAUGUGGAUUUGGAGAAAGUAGAGAAGUCAAAGCUUUUGACUGCUGAAUCCAAGAGCAGGUCUAGUCGAAGGCGCGAGGGUUCUACUGAGAGUUAUGUGGAGAGUGGCAACAGAACUGACUCAGUGAAGAGGAGGUCGGAAAAGGAGCACGCCAGAAGAGAAUAUAGGGACGACAAAGAGAAGGACAUUGAUCGCCCUUUAGAGAGGGAAAAGGACAGAGAACGUGUGGUAGAGAAAGACAAGAAAGUUCAGGAUUCCAGGCAUGGGAGGUCUGAUGAUGUCGAGAGCAAGAGCCAACGUUCCAGGAGGGGGCCUGCUGAGGUGGAUUGGAAUGCUAAAAAGGAUAGUACUGAAAGACAAGCUCGAGAUGAUUUACACAAUGCAGAGUUUGAGAAAGAUCCUGAAGCAUUUAUGACAAAGAGGAGAUGCAGCUCUGAUGGCAAUGAGAAAGGGCUGGAUGAUGGUAGAAACAGUGAUGAUAGGAGGUUAUCUUCUAGGGAUGAUUACAUCAAGAAUGGAAGCCAUAAAGUUGAGGUGCUCAAGGAUGAACGGUAUAAAUAUGACAGGUAUCGGGAUAAAUACUACAAGGAUCUUGAUAGGAAUCAAAGGCAUCGUGAUAGCAGGCAUAAAGAUGAGCGCUCUUCCAGAGAUUACAUCAGUGACCGGCCUGAGAGUAAAUCUGUCAGAGACAGGGAGAAGUAUUUUGAGAGUUAUAAGAAAAGUAGGCUUCAUGGAAGUGACCGUGAACUUAGUCCACAUGCUGAUGAUCAUGGAAUCAAAUCAAGGGGUAGCAGGCUGCAGAAAAGGUCCUCCUAUGAUGAAAUUGAUGAUCAUUAUGGCUUGAGAAAAAUAAGUACCAAGGAAUCACGUUCUAAUGUAGAUAAGGAUGCAUCAAAUUCAAGUAAAUUUGAUUAUCGGCAUCAAGGCAAGGUUGAUUCUUCCUUAAACAAUACUCUUUCAAGGAGUUCUUUGAGCCCAAAGGCGCAUAGUUCGAAAGAUCAAACCAGACGAGGCGGAAAGCUGGCAGAAUAUACACAUGGAGAACCAUUUUGUGGUGAUAGACCUUGCCCUACUGAAGACCAUGAUAAAAUUUCAGUAGUUCGUGAGAAUGUCUGUGAACCUCUUUCUUCAGAAAGGGCCCAGCGUAGAGAUCGAGUAAACUCAGAAUUCUCCAUUGCAGAUGACAGAGAACGCCAAAUGGUUUUAGAGAGCCCAACUAUGGAAAACAAUUCUCAGGCAGAUUUGCAGAUGCCCGAGGGCGCUUCUGCUAGCCCCAGCCCCUCACUUUUUAAGAGAACUAAUCAUUUCCCAGCCAGCUCACCUGGUCAUCUUGUUCCUCCGCCCCCAAGACGUGGGAUGGACAAUUCUUCCACUUAUGAGGAUGAUAUGAGAAUUACAUCUGGGGAUUGUAGAUCCAACGGCCGGUACAGAAGUUGUGAUCCAAAUAUGGAAAGAGCGCAGGGAGGCGCUUGGAAAAAUGGUCUAAAUUGGUCCGCUCCGCUUCCGAAUGGUUUCAUCCCAUUCCAGCAUGGCCAUCCUUCUCCUGGGUUUACCAUCCAGCAUUUUCCUCCACCCUUAUUUGCUGCGAGGCCAUACCCGGAGAUAAAUCAAACUGGGAUUCCAUAUCAUAUUCAUGAGGUCGCUGAUCGGUUUCCUGGCCAAGGGCAUCCAUUUGGAUGGCAUCAUCAUGUAGAUGACUCCUGUCCACCUCAAAUCCAUGGGUGGGAUGGUGGUAAUUCUCUUUUUGGUGACAAAUUGCAAGCUUAUCGGAGGCCGGAUUGGAAUCGGAAUAGGCAUUUAACGGGUGGACGUGGUUGGGAUUUGAAUGCUGAGAUAUUGAAGGGGCAGAGUUCAAGCAUUGCUGAGUUUUCUUCUCCUCAGGAGCAAACAGAUGAAUCAAAGGGUGCAUAUCCUAACCUGGAAUCUAACAAUGGAGUUGAGAACUUGAGAAGUGCAUCAGAUGUUGCUGCUCAUGUGAAGCAGUUGAAUGAUCCUCCAGAUAAUAAAUCUGUAGAAGCCUGUCUAGAAACAAAACUGAAAAGGACUUCUCAGUUUGGGAAAAAGUUCAGUGGUGACAGCCUCAACUUAUGUAAUUACUUCUCCAAAAUUGAAAUUUCAGCAGAUCUUUUGCACCCCGAACUGUAUAAAGAGGUCAAGGAUCUUUUGGCAUCUGUUAACUUUACUGACAUUUAUAAUGUUUCAAAGGAUGAAGAUGCUAAGAAAAAUAAAAUUCAAAAUUCUCGAAAGUUUCCAAACCUAAGAAGCUCUCUGCUACCGGCUGCUGCUGAUGCUACUUUUAAGAGAGCUAUGUCAGUUUAUGAGAAGCAAAGCUGUAGAAGGCAAUUGAAGCCGCCUGCAGCAGCCAUUACUUCUCUUCCCAAAGAACCUUCAACUGCUAAUGACAAUAGUGCUGCCACUCUAAUGGAAGAGGAUGAUCACAAAUCUAUUACUGGCGAUGCCGAUAGUUCACUUGUUCACAUUGAAGUGGAACAGGUUGAAAAGCAAUCAGAUCUAAAUUCUGAUGUUGAUAUUCUGGAAAGUUCUCAGACAUCUGAGGCUAUUAUGCCAGUUUGUAAGGUAAAUUUUAUUCGGAUACAUAACUCUACUGAAAAUACACAUUAAACCUAAAUCUUCUUCCCUUCCCUGUUUUCUGAAAUGCCAUUGGAGGCAUUGGCCCUUCAGUUCUGGUUGCUCAAUUUUCUGCUUGAAUGAAACUUUGCCUAAUCUGCUUGCAGGUUGAGCAUAUUUAGCUCUGAGUUUAGUA
Dendrobium catenatum is the source of this 3504-nucleotide messenger RNA. Its product is annotated as zinc finger CCCH domain-containing protein 13. Bases 381 to 3362 code for a protein of 993 amino acids. The record is from RefSeq and is a predicted model, not a curated record. The transcript has 6 exons. NCBI's taxonomy places the organism in Eukaryota, Viridiplantae, Streptophyta, Magnoliopsida, Asparagales, Orchidaceae.